CACCCUUGUAAGUAGCUUUCUAGCUACACACAGUCAGUACUCAGCAAGUCGUCGAAAUGGCUGCAUUUCUGCGAUCCCUCAAAUUUCCACGUUGUGUUGUCCGUUUUUCUGACCGUGAUCUGUAGACCCUCACCUGAAAACGUUGACGGACAACAGAAGAGCUUUCAGAUAAGCCAUAAUGGUAGCUCAAUGUCGUUUGUUAUGAGGCUAAUCCUUGCGCACGGCUACUUGUUAUCGAGCUAGCUAGCUGGCUAGCAAGUAUGGUCACUCACGCCUACUGCUGGUGGUUGCAUGACGUGUCUCCUAGUCGUAAACAUGAAUGAUACGAACUAGCGGUAGUUAAUGUAUUGUUACAUUAAAAAUGACCAGCUGUCAAAAGAUGAAUAGACAAGCUAACUGUCUGAAAAGUAAAUCCUGGCAAUGUGGCAUGCUAAACCAUGCUUGCUUCUUGUUCGUCACACGUCACUUGUUUAGGUAACGUCAAGUAGCUAAGUUAGUGCCUUGCUGGGCAGAGGAAAAAGUCAAUGCAGUUAGUCUCCAGUUAGCUAGCUAUGUGGUGCCACAUUUGUUUGACUACUAGGAGCUAGCUAGCGAUGUGUUCUAGUUAACGUGUGCACAUUUUGUAUACUCACACCUCAAAGUAACCUCAACCAUGAUCACGACGACCUUCUUUGAAUAUUUGUUGGGCUUGUCUAUCUGUCAAACCACAUCACUUCCAUAAACAAAGCUUGUAUUUGGUUAAUGACUUACAAAUAUUUGCAGAUGAUUUAAACCCUAUUUGUUAGACAGCCAAACAGUCCAUGUUUGUGAUUCUCUGCCGUGUUUAGGCCUAGUUAUUUUAACAAAACUAUAUUGUUGUUUUCUGCCCAGGCUGAAAGCAUUAUCAAUUCUCUUGGCAUUGUAGAAGAUCAAGAUGGAGAGAAUGAAAGUACUGAUGACGAAAACCUCCACGUAAGAUGACCUGUUUGACACGAGAUACAAAGACUACACAAUUAUUAUGUCUCAGGAUUGCUCUGAGUGAUAAUUAAGACUUUAAAUGUAGAGAUCCAUAUUGAAAAAAAUGAUAGCAGACUUAUACCCUGUUAUGAUUAACAAAGCUUAUGAGAUGGAGUGUUGUAGUUUAUGCUUUGUCAUUUUGUGUGUGUACACAUUAGUCUUAAAGGCACCAGGUGUAUUUUUUGUUUGCUGAAGAUUAUGAUCACUUUCGCAGAAAAUGUAAGUUUUUAUAUGCAGAAGUGCCAUAUUAUAUUGGCUGCCUUUCACUUACACAUAGGGGAGGAAUCAGAAAGAUCAGUACUGGAUUUCUUUGUGUUUUGGUUGUUCUCAGUCAAAAAAAUGAUCAGAGCCAGUCUUAACUUGCCGGACUGCCAUAAAUUGUCUGUCUUUCACUUAAACAAUGGGCAGAAACUUGUUUUCAACUGCCCACUGGGGUAACCUCAGAGAAGGCUAAACUUACAGUUUACUUGACCCAGGCAAUAAGAAAACGCUUCAUGUCAAUCCCUUGUACAUCAUUGUCCAUGCGUCUAGGUGGAGCUCAACGUGUUCAGGGCCCAGUGGAUGUCUGAACUGAAGCCCAACUCUGGGUCCAAUGGGGGGAACAGAGGAAUGUCGUCGCGAGCUGCAGACCUGAGAAGAAAACAGGAACUGGCCCGGGAGGAAAAAGUCAGCUGUUUUGUUACAGCCAUUUAGAAUAGUGUCAUUUAGAAUAGUAGUUUUACACCAGAUUUGACUGCAUGCUAUUGUCAUCUUCACCAUCGUUGCCAACUUUUGUUUCUUUGUCUUAGGCCAGAGAGUUGUUCCUUAAAGCUGUUGAGGAAGAAGAGAAUGGAGCUGUUUAUGAAGGUAUGUAUGUCUGAGAGACAAGUUGGGCAAAGCAAAAUGGCACUCACUGUUGAAAAUGAGUAUUUUGUCUCAGUAUAGUUAAAAUGAUGGACCUUUAAAGGGAUAGUUCACCCAAAUUACAAAAUGACGCAUUGGUUUAUGGACAAGGUAUGAUGGCAAUCCAUGCUUUAGUUUAGUUUACCUGGCACCGUUUCCUAAUGCUUUUGCAUUUGUGGCAAAAAUCUCAUUCAAGUCAUGGUAUCGAUAUUUGUUUUGUGUGCAUUAUGUCUAAAUCAUCCAAAAGUAUCUAAAAUUGAUUGUGAAGCUCAACAAAGUCACUUAUCAAUGAUUAGAAAAUGAUGCGGCAACAAAAUGCUAAUAUCGGUACCAUGACUUGAAUGGGAUUCUUGUGUGACUGUAGUUGGGAUUGGGAAUAAUGGUUUUACACAGCUGAACCUUUUUCCCUCCCUAAUUUACAGCAAUAAAAUACUAUCGCAGGGCAAUGCAGAUUGUGCCUGACAUUGAGUUUAAAAUCAACUACAGUCGUUCCCCUGAUCCAGAUGGCGGGUAAGUCUUUUUUUCCGUAAUACUUUGGUAUACUUUGGCAGUCAGUAACACUACAAUGAAUACCUUACACACAAAGUGUGUGCCAUCUGAACUCAUUGUCACUCUUUUCCAUACACGUCCUACCAUGUGAGUGAAACUUCCUAUCUGUUUCCUAGCAAUGAGAAUGACAUGGAUGGUGAAAUAGAGGAUCUAUUGGCCUACUUCCAUCAGCAGCUCACUCUGCAAGACACCUCUCUGAAGAUAUGUGUUCCUGAGGUGGAGAUGACUCAGAUGCACAUCUCAGGUAGGUAGAGCUUAUGCAAUAAUAAUUAUGCCAUUUAGCAGACGAUUUUAUCCAAAGUGACUUAGUCAUGCGUGCAUAAAGUUUACGUAUUGGUGGUCCCGGGAAUUGAACCCACUAUCCUGGCAUUACAAGUGCCGUGCUCUACCAACUGAGCUACAAAGGACCAUCGCAAUUCAUGUCCUAGACAGAAAAAAUGAAUAACAUGUCAAAAGUUAUGUUGGCAACUCUCAUAUGCUCCCACAGUGGUUUAUUAAGACGCUCAUACACACUGUUUCCAUCCCACUGGGAUCUUGGUCAGGAUCGAAAUGUCUCAAUAAACCACUGUCUGGGAGCAUAUCAGAUUGGCAGUACUCUUAUUAUUAUACUGGAUUUUCGAUCUGGUUAUUUUGUCAGUCGGUUCCUUUGGGUUUCUGUCCACAGCCCUGCCCCCAGAGGUCUUGAUGUACAUCUUCCGUUGGGUUGUGUCCAGUGAUCUGGACCUGCGCACCCUGGAGCAGCUCUCCCUAGUCUGUAGAGGCUUCUAUAUUUGUGCUAGGUCAGACUAUACACUUUACAAAUCCAAAAUAUUGUAAAUAUAUUUUCCAUGAACAUGGCUUGUAUUAAUUUUAAUUCAUGCCAGUAGUUCCUUAACUUUUUAGUGCUGUGAAACACUGGUCCAUACACUGGAUCAAAACAGGCUUCUGAAUGAUGUAUUGGUUUUUCAAAUGAAACUGAGAUUGUUAUUUCCCCUCGGUGUUGAUUUCUCCUCAGGGACCCAGAGAUUUGGCGUUCGGCCUGUCUGAGAGUGUGGGGCCGGAGCUGUACCAAACUGGUGCCCUUCAACUCCUGGAGGGAGAUGUUUCUUGAGAGGCCACGUGUGCGCUUUGAUGGUAAACAUUAAGGAACAUUAAUUAUUUAUCAUCCUUAGAGAAAGAAAAACCCUUCUAAGAUAAGUGGGGUUGUUUCAUAGACUACUCUAUUUCCUCAAUACCAAUGCACAAUUGGCAUGUCUAGCAUAAGUUGCAUAGCUAAAACUAGAUUGGGUCCAUCUUAUCAGAUGGUUGUUAUGUUUGGUGAAUUCAAUCUGUGGUUUUCAAUGUUGAUUUUGCAGGUGUUUACAUCAGCAAGACGGCAUACAUCCGUCAGGGAGAGGAGUCCCUUGAUGGAUUCUAUAGGGCUUGGCACCAGGUGGAGUACUACAGGUAGGGGCUGCAGUCAGUCACUGGUUUCCUUGUUGUGAUAUGCUAAUGAUCAUACAGUGGGGAAAAAAAGUAUUUAGUCAGCCACCAAUUGUGCAAGUUCUCCCACUUAAAAAGAUGAUAGAGGCCUGUAAUUUUCAUCAUAGUUACACGUCAACUAUGUCAGACAAAUGAGAUAAAUAAAAUCCAGAAAAUCACAUUGUAGGAUUUUUAAUGAAUUUAUUUGCAAAUUAUGGUGGAAAAUAAGUAUUUGGUCAAUAACAAAAGUUUCUCAAUACUUUGUUAUAUACCCUUUGUUGGCAAUGACACAGGUCAAACGUUUUCUGUAAGUAUUCACAAGGUUUUCACACACUGUUGCUGGUAUUUUGGCCCAUUCCUCCUUGCAGAUCUCCUCUAGAGCAGUGAUGUUUUGGGGCUGUCGCUGGGCAACACAGACUUUCAACGCCCUCCAAAGAUUUUCUAUGGGGUUGAGAUCUGGAGACUGGUUAGGCCACUCCAGGACCUUGAAAUGCUUCUUACGAAGCCACUCCUUCGUUGCCCAGGUGGUGUGUUUGGGAUCAUUGUCAUGCUGAAAGACCCAGCCACGUUUCAUCUUUUCACUCAAAAUCUCACGAUACAUGGCCCCAUUCAUUCUUUCCUUUACACGGAUCAGUCGUCCUGGUCCCUUUUCAGAAAAACAUCCCCAAACAUGAUGUUUCCACCCCCAUGCUUCACAGUAGGUAUGGUGUUCUUUGGAUGCAACUCAGCAUUCUUUGUCCUCCAAACACGACGAGUUGAGUUUUUACCAAAAAGUUAUAUUUUGGUUUCAUCUGACCAUAUGAUAUUCUCCCAAUCCUCUUCUGGAUCAUCCAAAUGCACUCUAGCAAACUUCAGACGGGCCUGGACAUGUACUGGCUUAAGCAGGGGGACACGUCUUGCACUGCAGGAUUUGAGUCCCUGGCGGCGUAGUGUGUUACUGAUGGUAGGCUUUGUUACUUUGGUCCCAGCUCUCUGCAGGUCAUUCACUAGGUCCCCCUGUGUGGUUCUGGGAUUUUUGCUCACCGUUCUUGUGAUCAUUUUGACCUCACAGGGUGAGAUCUUGCGUGGAGCCCCAGAUCGAGGGAGAUUAUCAGUGGUCUUGUAUGUCUUCCAUUUCCUAAUAAUUGCUCCCACAGUUGAUUUCUUCAAACCAAGCUGCCCAGCCUGGUGCAGGUCUACAAUUUUGUUUCUGGUGUCCUUUGACAGCUCUUUGGUCUUGGCCAUAGUGUAGUUUGGAGUGUGACUGUUUGAGGUUGUGGACAGGUGUCUUUUAUACUGAUAACAAGUUCAAACAGGUGCCAUUAAUAUAGGUAACGAGUGGAGGACAGAGGAGCCUCUUAAAGAAGAAGUUACAGGUCUGUGAGAGCCAGAAAUCUUGCUUGUUUGUAGGUGACCAAAUACUCAUUUUCCACCAUAAUUUGCAAAUAAAUUCAUUAAAAAUCCUACAAUGUGAUUUUCUGGAUUUUUUUUCCUCAAUUUGUCUGUCAUAGUUGACGUGUACCUAUGAUGAAAAUUACAGGCCUCUCAUCUUUUUAAGUGGGAGAACUUGCACAAUUGGUGGCUGACUAAAUACUUUUUUUCCCCACUGUACAGUCAGACAAGACUACUGUUUGUGUCCCCAGAUAUCUGCGUUUCUUCCCUGAUGGCCAAGUCAUGAUGCUGACCACACCUGAGGACCCACUGGUCACUGUUCCCCGUCUACGUAGCAAGAACACCAGGUAUUUAGAACACAACAUACACUGGCAUUCAAGUCUGGAGUAACACAUUUGAGGGGAAUAAUAUAUAUAUUUUUUUGUCACAACGGUUUGAUUUUGUAAGAUUAAUGGCUUUCAAUUUCCAUUUACACAGGGUGGAGUCCAUUAUGUGUGGUCUUUACCGUCUGUCGCAGGACACAGACAAUCAAACCAAAGUCUUUGUUGUCGUCUCUAAGAGAAAAGAAGAGGUGAGUGAGAAAAGUUGACAGGGAUGAUUUGAUGUGGGAAGGUAUUUGUAUAUUUUCCAUUACUGUUUAUAACUUAAACCCAACAAGAUGGGCUGUUUCCUCACACAUUAACUGGGUCAACUGGUGCAGUGCAGGACACAGAAUACAAGGAGAAAAUUACAAAUUAACACUUCGGACUUCUUAGACUUGUGUCAUUGUCCACAGAUGAUUGAAGAGUGCUUUAGCUGUCCAGUUCUGAUUCCCUGUAUGUGUUCUCUUGACAGAAGGUGGCAGAGUACCAGAGAAUCUCUCGGUUCUGCCGGCGGAACCCAGCGGCGCCCGAGACGGAGCACAGUUUUCACGUGGGACUGCAGUUGUCCUCCGGGGGGCGCCAGAGCUUCAACAAGCUGAAUUGGAUCCACCAUUCCUGCCACAUCACCUACAGGUAAUACACUGGGUAGCCAGGGUUUUGAUUUGACAGCAUUCAAUCUAUGAAUGUCAUUGCACGAGAUAAUAGUGAUUGGGAACAUAAAAUGUGAAAUUAAUGUUUACUUCUUUGAAGAUCCACCGGAGAGACAGUUGUCACUGCCUUUGACUUGGACCAGAUGUAUGCAUCUUUCUACUUUGCACGUGUGAAGAGCUACACAGCGUUUUCUGAACGCCCAUUGUAGGGCAGCCGACAGAAGAGAUACAUGUCACUACUGAAGUAGCAACCACCCAGAAGUUUACACAACACCUAGACUAAAUGCAUAUCUAUCUUCCUGUUGGCUUGUGGUUGAUAUUAUGGUUUUUAAUGAAUGUAUGUAUACCAAUCAAUUUGCAUCUGCUUCUAAUCUUAUGGUGUGUGUGUGCCACAUAGCCAUUGUGUUUUUGCUGUCACAAAACAAAAAUCCUUCUACUGGUUUUUCUUUUAGAUACUGGAUAGAUGUCCAGUAUGAUGACAUAGAAUGGCAUUAGUAGGACGUUUUUCACCUGUUCCCAACAAUUAAUGUUUUCACAUCAUUUUUGUUAAUUCACUAGUAAGCUGUUUUCUCCCAUCUGGUAAAUCAACUGGAAUAAAGAAAUGUGGGAACCA
Messenger RNA from Coregonus sp. 'balchen', 6863 nucleotides. Lineage: Eukaryota; Metazoa; Chordata; Actinopteri; Salmoniformes; Salmonidae. The record is from the annotation of a GenBank genome assembly.